AAUCCUGCACCUUCUGCCCCACCCCCACCAACUGCACCGCAGCAAAACCAAUACUGCGUCAUAGGACCAUAAACCUCCGUCCUUGAGCCACACUCUGCAACUUUUUCUCCAGCGUUUUCCGCAAGAUACCCAAUUUCAAAUUCAGAAAAUCGGUUUCCUACAUACAACUCAACCCCAUGACAUCGCCAGGCAAGCACCGACGCACUUCUGUUAUCGUCGACGACCCGCUAGCCGCACCUUCAGUGUACUACGGAACCUCGCACGGUCGGAGAACUGGACGAGCGAAUACGUACUCCGCCUACACCCAGAUUCAAGACACAGCCGUAGGUCGCAAUGCACCCGUAGAGGACGGCAGGUACGCGAACCGUCGGAUAAGUCAUGAUGAGUCGUCGUUCCAGCCGCGCAAAUUCCUCAUUCGGGUCGAGCCGACGCUCAAGACCCUCCUGUCGCGAGAAGACACGGACGACAACAUGCAGAUAACGAUUGAGGAUAACGGUCCAAAGGUGUUAUCGGUCGGUACAUUCACAUCCAAUGCAUACAACAAGUUCGACAUCCGCGGAAACUACAUGCUCUCGAAUCUGCUUCAAGAGCUCACCCUCGCCCAAGACUACGGCCGAAAAACCAUUGUCCUCGACGAAGCUCGCCUCAACGAGAACCCCGUCAGCCGCCUCAGCCGUCUGAUAUCGACUUCUUUCUGGGACGGAUUGACACGUCGCAUCGACGGGAACAACAUUGCACAAGUUGGGAAGGACCCAAAAGACUGGACGCCCAACCCAGUUCCUCGAAUCUACAUACCCCGUGGUGCGCCGGAGCAGUACGAAUUCUACACUCGAUUUGCUAGAGAGCACCCCGAGAGCAGGCUGGAUGUCCAAUGGCUGGCCGAAAACUGCACAGAUGAGCUGUAUGUCAGGGACCUGAACAAGGCCCCCGGGUUGUUGGCCAUCGCCAUGGAGGAGCAUUUUGACCCUUCAUCAGGCCGCACAGAUCUCAAAGGCCUACCUUUUGUGGUCCCUGGGGGUAGGUUCAAUGAACUCUAUGGCUGGGACAGCUACAUGGAAUCGUUGGGUCUCCUUAUCAAUGACCGUGUGGAGCUGGUCAAGUCCAUGGUCAUCCAUUUCUGUUUCUGCAUCAAGCACUACGGUAAGAUCCUGAACGCCAAUCGCUCAUACUAUCUCUGUCGCUCCCAACCGCCGUUCCUGACCGACAUGGCCCUCCGCGUCUACGACCGCAUCCGAUACGAGCCAGGAGCUUUGGAUUUCCUGCGUGAGGCAACAUUGGCCGCUAUCAAGGAGUAUUACACCGUGUGGAUGAGUGAACCCCGCUUGGACAAGGAGACAAACCUCUCGCGGUACCGACCUGGCGGAGUUGGCGUGCCCCCCGAGACGGAGGCUUCCCAUUUCGAGCAUAUCCUGACGCCAUACGCCGAGAAGCAUGGCAUGACGUUCUCGGAGUUCGUAGAUGCGUACAACUACCAGCGCGUCAGCGAGCCCGAGCUGGAUGAGUACUUUUUGCACGACCGCGCCGUACGCGAAUCGGGUCACGACACAUCCUAUCGUCUGGAGAAGGUGGCGGCCAACCUUGCAACUGUGGACCUGAACUCUCUCCUCUACAAGUACGAGGUGGACAUUGGCCGCAUCAUCCGCACGCACUUUGGUGACAAGCUGGUGAUGCCUGCCGAUAUGUGCGGGCCAGGCAUGACCCCGGGCCAAGUGGAGACCUCUGCCACCUGGGAACGCCGAGCACGAAAGCGUCGUUUGAUGGUUGACAAGUAUCUCUGGGACGAAGAGGAGGGCAUGUACUUUGAUUACGACACGGUGAAGAAGCAGAGGACAGGUUACGAGAGCGCAACGACCUUCUGGCCGCUGUGGUCUGGGCUUGCCACGCCGCGACAGGCAGCUGCCCUGGUUGAACGGGCGCUUCCCAAGUUCGAAGUGUUUGGAGGCUUAGUGUCUGGCACAGAGAGGUCUCGCGGCCAGGUAGGCCUGGACCGCCCCAAUCGACAAUGGGACUACCCCUUUGGCUGGGCACCGCAACAGAUUCUGGCCUGGGUCGGGCUGCAGCGGUAUGGUUACGAGGCCGAUGCACAACGUCUUGCGUAUAGGUGGCUAUAUAUGGUGACCAAGGCGUUUGUCGACUUUAACGGCGUGGUGGUUGAGAAGUACGAUGUGACGCGACAGAUUGACCCGCACAGGGUCGAAGCGGAGUACGGCAAUCAGGGUAGUGACUUCAAGGGCGUUCCUCGUGAAGGGUUUGGCUGGGUCAACGCCAGCUACAUCUACGGCCUUACGCUGGUCUCAGCACACAUGAAGCGUGCCCUGGGCACACUCACUACAUGGGACGACUUUGUCAAGGCCACCGAAGCGCUUGAUAUUUCGCUUUAACAAGAGGCUCGAGGGACUGUAAAGCAUGAAGCAUUGAUUCUCGAUCACAAGACUGCAUUUUGUCUGCCUAGGGUGCUAAUGAUGAUAUGUUCAAAAUCAUGAGGGGUUUGGUAUGCAUAUUGGGAUGAGUGGUAAACUGCUGCAACAGUGGCGAGGUACGGCAUU
Westerdykella ornata is the source of this 2546-nucleotide messenger RNA. Its product is annotated as neutral trehalase short isoform. Gene Ontology annotation, molecular function: calcium ion binding; alpha,alpha-trehalase activity. Gene Ontology annotation, biological process: trehalose catabolic process. The transcript has 4 exons. Gene Ontology annotation, cellular component: cytoplasm. The record is from RefSeq and is a predicted model, not a curated record. The coding region runs from base 177 to 2381 and encodes 734 amino acids. Lineage: Eukaryota; Fungi; Ascomycota; Dothideomycetes; Pleosporales; Sporormiaceae.